GUCGCCCGAGCUCGUUUAUUUCCCAAACUCCGGGCACGUUUAAACACCGGAUACGUCGGAAUAUGUUGUGUCGAACGUUAACACGGGCCGCCGGUGCGCUUUGGCAACGGCAUUCGUGGAACGUGCCCGGUGUGCGACUUUCAACGUCGACAUCACGGUCUUCUCAAGUCGCCGCCGCUAUAUCCACUGUAAACAGAGUUAUUCUCCGCUCCCUCAAAGACCACUAUCUCGAAGUCUCCAAAAUGACCCCUCCCCCGAAAAUUAGUCCUCCUUCUCCAUUCACAGUGGUGAAGGGAGCACUUGAUGGUAGUGGUCCUGUUUUGAAACGGACAUAUGAAAACGAGGAGAUUUCUAUCUCUGUAAUGCGUUUGGCCAAUAUUAUACCCGGAGGAGGGGACACCAAUGAUGAUGAUGGUGGCAUGAAUCAACUGUUUCUUCAUGUUGACAUAUCUAAGCCUGGUCAAAGGGAGUCUCUGCAUUUUCUGUGUGGCCUUUAUCCUGAUGCUUUGGGAAUCCAUUCAGUCUCGUUGAGAGCUAGGGAUGAUGCUGGGUUUCUUGAAGCCUCAAAUAAGUAUGGUGGUCCAUCGUUUGAAGAUGUAGAAGAAAGAACUAGAGAUGCCCUCCACGCCUACAUUGAGGAGCGUGGAAUCAGCGAGAGCUUAUUCCCGUUCCUGCAAGCUUGGCUAUAUGUUAAGGACCACCGGAAUCUCAUGCGCUGGUUCAAGACAAUAGGUAUAUUCGUUGAGGAAGGGUUGCCGCUAGUUUCGAUUGUCCGCUACCGGCUUAAGCCGAGGAGUGGGGCUGGUUUUCGGCCAUCCGUUUUUAAUUUCGACAUAGAGGAUUCGGAAGGGGAGGCGACAAAGGAGGCAAGUGAAGUUUCUGGUUCGGACCGGCAGUUUUGUGGUGUUUUGACGGAUGAACCGAGGAGACGUAGCAGUGCACAGAGCGACAAAGGGCUGAUCAAGGAGGAAUACAGAUCGGCAGUUCGUCCCCCUCCUGAACCGCCGCCUUGGAUUGAUCGAGAAGUCGGGGUUUUGAAGAUGAUUUUCAAGAGAACAGUUAGAAAGAAGUUUGGAAUAUUUGUCAGUUAUUCUAUUUUUUAUGGUCUUAUUUUCGUUUUAUGUUUGUUUACGGCGUUUCGUUUUUUGUUGAGGACUUUAGUUUUAAGUCUACAAUAAUGAUUGUCAAUUCUGCUAGAUAAUAUGUCAUUAGAAGGAUCUAUAUGGCCAAUGAUUGUUGUGUCACACCCUCUUGGUGGUUAGCGAUUUGUAUUGCUCUUUCAGGGGUGAUCGUCUCAGAGUCUAGCCGUAGGGUUGAUUAUGAUUGUUGGUUAGGGAUUGUUUUUGUCAGGGUUGAUCUUUUUUAGUUUGUUGUAACGAUCCUUUGCCUAAUGAUUUUAAUAUAAUAGUUGGAUUUGAUGAUCAAAAACAAAAAUCCUAAUUUAAUGA
Messenger RNA from Cuscuta epithymum, 1448 nucleotides. The record is from the annotation of a GenBank genome assembly. Lineage: Eukaryota; Viridiplantae; Streptophyta; Magnoliopsida; Solanales; Convolvulaceae.